Molecule: messenger RNA, 671 nt
Organism: Anopheles coluzzii
Lineage: Eukaryota; Metazoa; Arthropoda; Insecta; Diptera; Culicidae
Product: serine protease snake-like
Exons: 3
Coding region: 175-438 (87 amino acids)
Biological process (GO): proteolysis
Molecular function (GO): serine-type endopeptidase activity
Source: RefSeq, a predicted model, not a curated record
ACGGUAGCACCGACCUGUCUUUGGCUGGACGAUGAGAUACGCUUCCCCGAGCUGUUGGCUGCUGGAUGGGGCAGAACAGGAUUCGCUGAGGAUCAAACAAAUGUCUUGUUGAAAGUGCAGCUCGCGCCAAUCACCAAUGACGAAUGCUCGAGUUACUAUGGUAAAGGUGAUCAUAUGUUGCGAAACGGGCUUAUGGAUCAUCAACUAUGUGCAGGCGAUGAAGAGAUGGACACCUGCCCAGGAGACUCCGGAGGGCCACUGCAUGUAAAAUUUUUCAAAGAAUGGAAGUUAAUUCCAUUCCUAGUAGGAGUGACUUCGUUUGGGAAAGCCUGUGGCGUGUCAACGCCGGAUGUGUAUGUAAGGGUCUCGAAGUUUGGUGAUUGGAUUAUUGAAACACUUCAACGUCACGGCGAAAUGGCCACACGUUUCAAGUUUUAGACGUUGGUUUGUGCUAAUCGGUAUUACAGUUUGCGCGAAUAUAAAGAGGACGUGAAGAUUGUUUGGAAUGGUCAAGAAUCCAUGGAUUUUAGCAAUAAAUACUUCAGCCGUUUCGCCAGUAACUACAUCGUAAACUUUAUACGGCCGUUCUCGGAUCAAUCGCACUACAGGAAUUGCUGUGGAACGCUGAUCGAACCUAGCGUAGUGUUGACGUUAGCUGAAUGUGUUGCUAA